GUAGAACUAGAACCUCAAAAAUGCGCGUCUUUGUCGUCUUGUGCCUUGUGGCCGUUGCCUGCGCCGAUAAACUUGGCUACAACUACCAGCCGGUAGGACACUCCACAUCAGGACUUUCGUUCAGGCCUGGCAGCGGAAUUGGAAAUAUUGGAAGCAUCAGCGGCAGUGGCUCACUUAGUGGCUUGAUCGACGGCAACCAGGGAGGACGCGGCGGUGGUUUGAUCGGUGGCUUGUCGGGCAGCGGCCUGGCUGGACUUGGCGGAUUGGAUUCUGGUCUUGGCGGUGACAACAUUGGUCUGGGCUCCAACCUUGGCGGCCUCAGCGGCCUCGGUGGCCUCGGCGGCCUCGGUGGCCUCGGCGGCCUCGGCGGCCUCGGCGGCCUCGGCGGCCUCGGCGGCCUACAAGUGCCAGCAGAUGGUCCAGUCGAUUACAACGCCCCUGCCCCUGCUGCUGAAUUGCAGAAGGAGUUCUUCACUUACACCGCCAACGAACAGGACUUCGAUGAGCCACAAGCUCUAGAGAAGGUUUCCAGCUCUCUGAACAAAGCUCUGCGUGUUGUCUUCAUCAAGGGACCCGAGAACCGUGGUCUGGAGAACGCUGCUCUGGCUCUGGCUAAGCAGGCCGCCCAGCAGGAGACCGCCAUCUAUGUUCUGAACAAGCAGACCGACAUCGGAGAUCUGGCCAGCAAACUGAAUGCCAUCCGCAGCAACACCAACAACAAGCCCGAGGUGCACUUCGUCAAGUACCGCACCCCUGAGGAUGCCGCUAAUGCCCAGCGUGCCAUUCAAUCGCAGUACGACUCUCUGGGUGGCAGCAGCCAGACCACCAAUGGAGGCGUAGCUGGUGCUCUGAACUUCGCCUCGGCGCCACAGUAUCGUCAGCCAAAUGCACGAAUUCCAGAGAACUCCUAUCUGCCCUCGUCUGUGCUCCGCCGUCUCCGGUAUUAAUUAGAUUCUUUAACCACCUUUGUUUUGUUAACCCAUUGUUAUCUAU
Drosophila mojavensis is the source of this 993-nucleotide messenger RNA. RefSeq names its product spidroin-1. NCBI's taxonomy places the organism in Eukaryota, Metazoa, Arthropoda, Insecta, Diptera, Drosophilidae. Bases 21 to 947 code for a protein of 308 amino acids. The record is from RefSeq and is a predicted model, not a curated record. The transcript has a single exon.